CAGAUUGAUCUUAACUUCUAAGAUUUAAGAUUAAAUUAACGCUGUUUGAAACAGAACAUUGUUUUCAUCAUGAUUGUUACUAAAGAUGAGAGACCAAAGUCCAGAAACCAUGAUUUUUACCUUUUUCAUGCCCUGAUGAUGCUAAGCAUGACCAUGCUGUUUCUUCCAGUCACUGGAACGUCUAAGCAAAAUAUUCCACGACUCAAGCUAACCUACAAAGACUUGCUGCUUUCAAAUAGCUGUAUUCCCUUUUUGGGCUCAUCGGAAGGACUGGAUUUCCAAACCACUUUGUUAGAUGAGGAGAGGGGCAGGCUGCUGCUGGGAGCCAAGGACCACAUCUUCCUGCUCAGUCUGGUUGACAUAAACAAAAAUUUUAAGAAGAUUUAUUGGCCUGCUGCAAAGGAACGGGUGGAAUUGUGUAAAUUAGCUGGGAAAGAUGCCAAUACAGAAUGUGCAAAUUUCAUCCGGGUACUUCAACCCUAUAACAAAACUCAUGUUUAUGUGUGUGGAACUGGAGCAUUUCAUCCAAUAUGUGGAUAUAUUGAUCUUGGAAUCUACAAGGAGGAAGUUAUGUUCAAACUAGACACACAUCAUUUGGAGUCUGGCAGACUGAAAUGUCCUUUUGAUCCUCAGCAGCCUUUUGCUUCAGUAAUGACAGAUGAGUACCUCUACUCUGGAACAGCUUCUGAUUUCCUUGGCAAGGACACUGCAUUCACGCGGUCCCUUGGGCCUACUCACGACCACCAUUACAUCAGAACUGAUAUUUCGGAGCACCACUGGCUCAAUGGAGCAAAAUUUAUUGGAACUUUCCCCAUCCCAGACACCUAUAAUCCAGAUGAUGAUAAAAUAUAUUUCUUCUUUCGUGAAUCAUCUCAAGAAGGGAGUACUUCUGAUAAGACCAUCCUUUCUCGAGUUGGAAGAGUUUGUAAGAAUGAUGUAGGAGGACAACGCAGCCUGAUAAACAAAUGGACCACUUUUCUCAAGGCCAGACUGAUUUGCUCAAUUCCUGGAAGUGAUGGGGCAGAUACUCAUUUUGAUGAGCUUCAAGACAUUUACUUACUCCCCACAAGAGAUGAAAGAAAUCCUGUAGUAUAUGGAGUCUUUACCACAACCAGCUCCAUCUUCAAAGGCUCUGCUGUGUGUGUGUAUAGCAUGGCCGACAUCAGAGCAGUUUUUAAUGGUCCAUAUGCGCAUAAGGAAAGUGCAGAUCAUCGUUGGGUGCAGUAUGAUGGAAGAAUUCCUUAUCCCCGACCUGGUACAUGUCCAAGCAAAACCUAUGACCCACUGAUUAAAUCCACCCGAGAUUUUCCAGACGAUGUCAUCAGUUUCAUAAAGCGGCACCCUGUGAUGUAUAAAUCAGUAUAUCCAGUUGUGGGAGAACCAACAUUCAAGCGCAUCAAUGUGGAUUACAGACUGACACAGAUUGUGGUGGAUCACGUUGUCGCAGAAGAUGGCCAGUACGAUGUGAUGUUUCUUGGAACGGACGUUGGAACAGUCCUAAAAGUUGUCAGCAUUUCAAAGGAGAAGUGGAAAAUGGAAGAGGUAGUACUGGAGGAGUUACACAUAUUCAAGCAUUCAUCAAUCAUCUUGAACAUGGAGCUGUCUCUGAAGCAGCAACAGUUGUACAUUGGUUCCCGAGAUGGACUGGCUCAGCUCUCCUUGCACAGAUGUGACACUUAUGGGAAAGCUUGUGCAGACUGCUGUCUUGCCAGAGACCCCUACUGUGCCUGGGAUGGAAAUGCAUGCUCUCGCUAUGCACCCACUUCAAAAAGGCGAGCUAGACGCCAAGAUGUGAAGUAUGGGGACCCAAUCACCCAGUGCUGGGACAUAGAAGACAGCAUUAGUCAUGAAGCUGCUGAUGAAAAGGUGAUUUUUGGCAUUGAAUUUAAUUCAACCUUUCUGGAAUGUAUACCUAAAUCCCAACAAGCAUCUAUUAAGUGGUAUAUCCAGCGGUCAGGAGAUGAAUAUCGAGAGGAGUUGAAACCCGAUGAAAGGAUCAUCAAAACAGAAUACGGGCUACUGAUUCGAAGUUUGCAGAAGAAGGACUCUGGGAUGUAUUACUGCAAAGCACAGGAGCACACUUUUAUCCACACCAUAGUGAAGCUGACUUUGAAUGUCAUUGAGAAUGAACAGAUGGAAAAUACCCAGAGGGCAGAGCAUGAGGAGGGGCGGGUCAAGGAUCUGUUGGCUGAGUCACGGUUGAGAUACAAAGACUAUAUCCAAAUCCUUAGCAGCCCAAACUUCAGCCUCGACCAGUACUGCGAACAGAUGUGGCACAGGGAGAAGCGGAGACAGCGAAACAAGGGCGGCCCAAAGUGGAAGCACAUGCAGGAAAUGAAGAAGAAACGAAAUCGAAGACAUCACAGAGACCUAGAAGAGCUUCCUAGAGCUGUGGCUACAUAGUUUUCUAUUUAAUUUAAAGAAAAAGAAGUCUUCACCUGCAA
This is a messenger RNA of Lagenorhynchus albirostris (white-beaked dolphin), 2444 nucleotides long. RefSeq names its product semaphorin 3D (gene SEMA3D). NCBI's taxonomy places the organism in Eukaryota, Metazoa, Chordata, Mammalia, Artiodactyla, Delphinidae. Gene Ontology annotation, biological process: axon guidance; negative regulation of axon extension involved in axon guidance; negative chemotaxis. The transcript has 18 exons. Bases 70 to 2403 code for a protein of 777 amino acids. The record is from RefSeq and is a predicted model, not a curated record. Gene Ontology annotation, molecular function: semaphorin receptor binding; chemorepellent activity.